AUGGCUGCUGAUAAAGCUACCGCCGUCUCCGGCGCCAAUGUCGACGGAGCCGAUGCUCUGCGCCGACGCAAUGUUGCAGCCGCUCCAGGAGCUGUCGCCCCGAGGGCCGAGGCGGACGACCGCAAGAAGGCCCAGAAGCAGGGCCAAUCCUUCCUCCAGAUCCUCGAUGCUUGGGAGCCCGUCAUUGCCUCUCUCCUCUUCACAGGUGUAGCCCUCUUCACCAGACUGUGGAAGAUUGGCCAGUCCAACAUUGUCACCUGGGAUGAAGCCCACUUUGGCAAGUUCGGAUCGCACUACCUCCAGCACACCUACUACUUCGAUGUCCAUCCUCCUCUCGGCAAGCUUCUUGUUGGCCUGUCCGGCUACAUCGCCGGCUACAAUGGCUCCUUUGAGUUCAAGUCGGGCGAGAAGUACCCCGAGGAACUCGACUACACUACUAUGCGUGCUUUCAACGCCCUCUUCGGCGUUGCCAUGGUGCCCAUGUCCUACUUCACUGCCCGCGCGCUCAAUAUGAGCCGCCCGGCUGUCUGGCUCAUCACCCUGAUGGUCCUCUGCGAGAACUCGUACACCACUAUCAGCCGCUUCAUCCUCCUCGACUCCAUGCUGCUCUGCGGUACUGUCUCGACCGUCCUGUGCUGGGCCAAAUUCCACCGCCUCCAGAACAAGAGCUUCGAGCCUGAGUGGUUCUUCUGGCUGUUCAUGACUGGCUUGAGCAUCGGCUGUGUUUCUAGUGUCAAGCUGGUGGGCCUGUUCGUGACUGCCAUGGUCGGCCUUUACACCAUUGAGGACCUCUGGAACAAGUUUGGCGACCUCAAGAUGCCUCCUCUCGAGCUCGGUGCCCACGUCGUGUCUCGUGUCGUGGGACUGAUCGUUGUUCCCUUCCUUGUGUACCUGCUCAGCUUCGCCAUCCACUUUGCCGUCCUCACAAAGACUGGCCCCGGCGAUGCCCAGAUGAGCUCUCUCUUCCAGGCCAACCUCGAGGGAACCGAGGUCGGCAGAAACAGCCCGCUCGAGGUUGCUUACGGUUCCAGGGCCACUAUCAAGAACAUGGGCUAUGGUGGAGGCCUCCUGCACAGUCACGUUCAGACCUACCCCGAGGGUUCCAACCAGCAGCAGAUCACCUGCUACCACCACAAGGAUGCCAACAAUGACUGGUUUUUCUACCCCAACCGCCGUGACCCCGAUUACAACCCCGAGGAGGAGCCCCGUUUCUUCGGUGAUGGUCAGGUUAUCCGUCUGAUCCAUGCUCAGACUGGCCGCAACCUGCACUCUCACGAGAUCGCCGCCCCUGUCACCAAGGCCGACCGCGAGGUUUCGUGCUACGGCAACCUGACUGUUGGCGAUGAGAAGGACCACUGGAAGGUCGAGGUCGUCAGCGAUGUCGCCUCGAGGGACCGCUCUCGCAUCCGCACCCUGACCACGGCUUUCCGCCUGAAGCAUGAGGUCAUGGGCUGCUACCUUCGCGCCGGAAACGUCAACCUCCCUCAGUGGGGCUUCAAGCAGAUCGAGACCACUUGCACCAAGGAGAACAACCCCCGUGAUACCUACACCCACUGGAACGUUGAGGCCCACUGGAACGAGAAGCUCCCUGCGAGCGACCCAGGUGUUUACAAGUCUCCCUUCCUCCACGACUUUAUCCACCUCAACGUUGCCAUGAUGACCAGCAACAAUGCCCUGGUGCCUGACCCUGACAAGCAGGACGACCUUGCCUCUCAGUGGUGGCAGUGGCCCAUCCUGAAUGUCGGUCUGCGCAUGUGCGGCUGGGACGACAGCAUUGUCAAGUACUUCCUGCUCGGCAACCCGUUCGUCUACUGGGUCUCCACCGCCAGUCUGGGCGUCUUUGGUCUCCUGGUGGCCUGGUACCUGAUCCGAUGGCAGCGCGGCUACAAGGAGCUCUCCCAGGGAGAGAUCGACCACAUCCACUACGCUGGUGUCUACCCCGUUAUUGGAUGGUUCCUGCACUACCUGCCCUUCGUUGUCAUGGCCCGCGUCACCUACGUGCACCACUACUACCCUGCCCUCUACUUUGCCAUCAUGUGCCUGGGCUUCCUCGCCGACUGGUUCCUCCGAACCAAGGCCAAGGCCCUCCAGUAUGCGGUCUACGGUGUUCUUUACACCAUCAUCAUUGGUCUCUACAUCUACUUCAUCCCUAUCUGCUGGGGUAUGACUGGACCCAACAAGAACUACAGCUACAUGAAGUGGUUCGAUUCGUGGAGGAUGUCGGACUAA
Thyridium curvatum is the source of this 2229-nucleotide messenger RNA. RefSeq lists its product as uncharacterized. Gene Ontology annotation, cellular component: membrane; endoplasmic reticulum. The transcript has 5 exons. The record is from RefSeq and is a predicted model, not a curated record. NCBI's taxonomy places the organism in Eukaryota, Fungi, Ascomycota, Sordariomycetes, Thyridiales, Thyridiaceae. Gene Ontology annotation, biological process: protein O-linked glycosylation via mannose. Gene Ontology annotation, molecular function: dolichyl-phosphate-mannose-protein mannosyltransferase activity. The coding region runs from base 1 to 2229 and encodes 742 amino acids.